Messenger RNA from Oryza brachyantha (malo sina), 2865 nucleotides. RefSeq lists its product as uncharacterized. The coding region runs from base 248 to 2461 and encodes 737 amino acids. Gene Ontology annotation, biological process: DNA-templated DNA replication; DNA repair. Lineage: Eukaryota; Viridiplantae; Streptophyta; Magnoliopsida; Poales; Poaceae. Gene Ontology annotation, cellular component: nucleus; DNA replication factor C complex. Gene Ontology annotation, molecular function: DNA binding; DNA clamp loader activity. The transcript has 11 exons. The record is from RefSeq and is a predicted model, not a curated record.
UCUACCAAAUUAAUUUUGAUUAGUUCAAGUUUUAAUGUAGAUUUGCUUUAACCUUUGCUUUAUUAAUUUAAGUAAUGCUUGAAAUUUACUUAAUCUUUUUUACUUUGUUCUGUUCAUAUUGCAAAAUUGCAGUUCACUAAGCCCAAGAAGCUUUGAAGUUUGAGAGAUCAAGUACUUUAUACUGUUGAUAUUACAAAAUUGCAGUUUUCUAGGCCACACAAGCAUUGAACUGUUUGAGGUAUUGAAUAUGUUAGCUGCAGAGAUAAGCUCAGGACACAAUCGGCAUUCUCGCAGUGAUUCUUCCACAAAGCACAAAAGUGGCUAUGAACCUUCAGACACAGAAACUGAGUGGCACGAAAGCCCUUGGAAUGAUGCAGUGUUUCCAUCAGAGAGGACUCAUCUUCCUAAAGAUCCUGGUAGGAAUAUCCAAGUUGGUGCUAGAAGGCAAAACAUAUCUCCCAACCAUAGAAGAGACUAUCCUAAUGAGAAAGCUUCAAAUUUGAGAAACAGCCGUACUCCUCCAACGUUCACAGAACAAAUGCACCAUAAUUCUUCAUAUGGUGGUGGAAAGAAUGAAUUACGCAAGAAGAGCAACCGAACGCCUCCCAGAUUUCGCCCUUCUACAGAAAGCUUUAGUCGGUCAUCUAUCAAGGAGAAAUUUUCCCAUAACCGAUCAAUUUCCGCACCAAAGCUACGGCCUCAUGAGAAGGAGCAUCCUCCUAGAGCUCCUGCAUUCCUUGGCACUAAUCUUAUCUCCAAACAGGGGGAAAUAGACUCAGCUGAUAAUAUAAAAGAAGAUUCACAUGCAGAAAUUUGUUCCCAAGAGGUCAAUGAGUUGAUUGCGAAUGGCAAGUGGCCUAAUUCCAGAUAUAAUGAAUAUGCAUGUACAAGCACAGAGUCAAUACCUACAGGUGACAUCUUCUUCUCCCGUGAUCGUAGGGCUCCACUUCAGAGAACACCGACAAAGCAUAAUAAUGACAAAUCCUUGACCUCAGAAAAUGCCCAUGCUGAGAAAUAUGGUACUCAAGAAAAUAAUGAUAAGUUAGGCCAAACACAACAAUUUGUUUCAGCCCAUGCAGGCCUUUCACGAACAAAUAGAAACUCCAAUUAUGGUACUAGUCGGCACACCCAAAUAAACAGUGGCCCCACUUUGAGUAGCCAGUUUAAUAGUGGCAGAUUUAGUGGGGACAGUGGAAAGUUCAGUGAUUUCACUGGAAAACUAGUUGGUGGAGUCAUGAAAUUCACCUCCAACAUGCAAAAGGCGCAAAAUGAUUCUUGGUUUCCAUGUGUCACUGGAAAGACAUGCCGAAAACCAAGAUCACCAAACAGCAAAACAACCGAUGAAUCUGAAUCGAGUUUCAUUCAGAAGGCUCUUGUCGUGGAAAAUAUUAAGCUUUUCUGGGCUGAUAAAUAUCGUCCAAGAACUCUGAGUGGAUUUACUUGUCACAGCGAACAAAUUGAACAGCUUAAACAGUUGGUCUACAAUGAGUUUUGUCCACAUAUCAUCUUCAAAGGACCUCCAGGAUCAGGAAAGAGAUCAUUAUGUGGAGCUGUAGUUACUGAGAUCUUUGGUGACUCUCAAAAUGUUUCUCACUACUUAAAGAGCUGUAGUGGCCAGGGUUCUACGUCUAUGCCCAUUCUUGUCCCAUUGUCAUCAAGUGAUCACCAUAUGGAGCUUAAUUUGAGGUAUCAAUAUAAGAAUGCUAGAUAUGUUUUGAUGGAUUUGGCAAAUGAAAUUACAAAUAAGCACAAAACCACCAAUCCAUCUGUGAGAAAGAAUUUCAAAGUAAUUAUUCUCUAUGAUGUUGACAAAAUCAGUGAGGAUAAUCAACGUUUGAUAAAAUGGAUAAUUGAUUCAUCCUCUGACUCGCACAAGAUAAUAAUGACUUGCCAAGAUGAAUCCCAUAUUCUCGAUUCAAUAAAGAGCCGUUGCAAACUUAUUUGCAUUGGUGUGCCCAAUACAAGUGAGAUUGUGGAUAUUCUUAGUUACAUAUCAAAAAAGGAAAGUUUUGAGCUUCCUUCAAGUUUUGCUGCUACCAUCGCUAGUCAAUCUAGGCAAAACUUGAGGGAGGCGAUAUUGGCUUUGGAGGCAUGCAAAGCCAACAAUUACCCCUUCAUUGAUGGACAAGCUAUACCAUUAGGAUGGGAGAAUGUUCUGCAGGAACUUGCUGCAGAAAUUUUGGAUGACCCUUCUUCUAAAAGGUUGUUUUUGGUGAGAGGCAAGCUUCAAAAACUCUUGGUUGAAUUUGUACCUCCUAAACUAAUACUCCAGAAGCUUGCAGAGCUAUUUCUGAAGGGAAUCCAAUCUAGUAUAAAGAGGGAGGUUUAUUAUUGGCAUGCCUACUAUGAUAAGAGACUACCCCUUGGCGCAAGUGCACUGUUGAAAUUGGAAGAAUUUGUUGCCAAAUUCAUGAGCAUCCACAGGAAGACCUUGCCAGUUAGUUCAAGACGACCAGUCUAGGAUUCUUACGGAGGUAUAAUAAUAGCACAAACAAAGGGAGCACGGCUUCAGCGUGUGUCAUUUUCCUUUUGUAGAAAUGAUCUUUCUUGUGAAUAUGAGUGUGUUAGUAUGUGUAUUUUUGAAGUGUGGGAUCCGGAGCAAAGCCGAUGUAAAUCCAAGUUAUGGUACUUGGUAAUCUGGUACAGCCGACGAACCGAACCAUGCAUAGAUAGAUGGCUUGGAAAUGUACGUACAGGAAAUAAGAGUCUGUGCCUUUUGUACAUGAAAUUGGUCACUUCGAACACUUGAUAGGAGUUGCACAUUUUACUGCGUGUGAGUUGAUAUCGGCUAUGCCUACCUGUAAAACUUUGUCUGAUUCGGUGAGGAUCUGAUAUGUUACUGCAUGAUUAGUUGAUUACUGCUAA